Messenger RNA from Telopea speciosissima, 1628 nucleotides. RefSeq names its product xanthotoxin 5-hydroxylase CYP82C4-like. The record is from RefSeq and is a predicted model, not a curated record. Lineage: Eukaryota; Viridiplantae; Streptophyta; Magnoliopsida; Proteales; Proteaceae. Gene Ontology annotation, molecular function: monooxygenase activity; iron ion binding; heme binding. The coding region runs from base 3 to 1628 and encodes 541 amino acids. Gene Ontology annotation, biological process: defense response to other organism. The transcript is spliced from 2 exons.
CAAUGGAGCUUCUUAUCCCAUCUCAAGUAAUAGGAACAUUUGUAGCCUUAAUCUUGUUGGUGUAUUACUGUGUAGGCAGAAACAAAAGCGGCAAGGGAAGGGAAGCCCCAACACCAUCUGGUGCCUUGCCAGUCAUUGGUCAUCUCCAUUUGCUUGGGGGACAAAAUCCGCUUCCACGAACGCUUGGAGCUAUGGCCGACAAGUAUGGCCCGGCCAUGUUGAUCAGACUCGGCGUACAUCGUUCGCUGGUUGUCAACAGUAAAGAGCUGAUCAAGGACUGCUUCACUACCAACGACAGGAUUUUAGCUACACGCCCUCAUUUCGCUGUAGGUAAGUACUUAGGCUUCCACUAUGCUGUAUUUGGGUUAUCACCUUAUGGUUCAUAUUGGCGUGAGAUACGUAAGAUGUCCACUGUUGAGCUACUCUCCAAUACCCGUCUUCACAAGCUCAGGCAUGUUAGGAUCUUUGAAGUAGACAGAUCCAUCAAACAAUUGUACUCACUUUGGGCGGCCAAGGACAACAACAACAGUACUACUGGCCGACGACCUAUCAAGGUGGAGAUGAAGCAGUGGUUUGAACACCUUACUUUUAAUGUCAUCACCAAACUGAUGACUGGGAAACGUUUUUAUGGGAGCAAUAAUAAUAUUGGUGGUGCUGGAAAUCAUGAAGUUGAAGAGGAGGAGGCCCAACGAUUCCGGAAAGCAAUGUCUCAAACGGCGUACCUAAGUGGGUUGUUUGUUGUAUCGGAUGCAAUACCCUAUUGUGAAUGGUUGGACUUGGGAGGACAUGUUAGAGCCAUGAAGUCUACUGCUAAGGAAUUAGAUUCUAUAAUUGGAAAUUGGAUUGAUGAACAUCGUAUUAAUGGUGGUUACAGAAGGAUCCAUAAAGAAGAAGAAGAAGAAGAUCAGCUGGACUUCAUUGAUGUGAUGCUAUCCAUCAUUCCUGAGGACAAAUUGAUGUAUAGUUAUGAUCGUGACACUGUCAUCAAGGCAACUGUAAUGCAACUCAUCGGAGGUGGCUACGAAACCACCUCCUCCACCCUGACAUGGGCACUUUCUUUGCUAUUGAACAAUCGCCAAGUGCUGCAAAGGGCCCAGGAAGAGCUGGUCGUCCAUGUUGGCACAGACAGACGCGUUGAAGAAUCAGACAUCAAGAACUUGGUGUACCUCCAGGCAAUUGUAAAGGAAACUUUGAGGCUAUACCCACCUGUACCUUUAUCGGUACCACAUGAAGCCAUGGAAGACUGUCAAGUAGGAGGCUAUGAUGUCCCCAAGGGCACACGUGUGCUUGUCAACCUGUGGAAGCUUCAUCGGGACGCUCAAGUGUGGUCAGAUCCUCAUGAAUUCAAACCAGAGAGGUUUCUCACUACACAUGCACAAGUAGACUUUAUGGGUCAGAACUUUGAGUUCGUUCCUUUUGGAUCCGGCAUACGAUCAUGCCCGGGUAUCGCAUUUGCCAAGCAAGUCUUGUACUUGACUCUUGCUCGACUGCUACAAGGAUUCAAUUUUGAGACACCUUCACAGGAACCAGUAGACAUGACUGAGAGCUUAGGCAUCACCAUGCCCAAAGCAACCCCACUAGACAUCUUUCUAACCCCAUGCCUUCCUUCUAAGCUCUAUGAAGAUUAA